AUGCGGCUGGAGAUUGAGGUCAGCCGGGUUUUAGCGGCUGGGAUUGCUGAAGAUCUCGGUUGGGUUUUAGCGGUUGGGACUGUUAGAGAUCUCAGCUGGGUUUUGGUGGCUGGGAUUGUUGGAGAUCUUGGCCGGAUUUUGGAGUUGAAGCUGUGGCUGGAAUUGGAGUUGAAGAUUUGCACCCAGGAUUUGGAGCACAGAUUGAGGGAGCUUCGUGGCGGAGAUUUGGAGCACGAAUUGAAGGAAUAUUGCGGUCGGGACCUGCUGGAAUACUGCGGCCGGAUCUUCUGGAGUAUCGUGGCCGGGCUUUGGUUGGAGAUUGCGGCCAAGAGCUGGAAGAUGAGCCCGGAUUUCUUGUGGCUGAAGCCCCCAGUUUUUCACCACUAG
Messenger RNA from Prunus armeniaca (apricot), 387 nucleotides. Lineage: Eukaryota; Viridiplantae; Streptophyta; Magnoliopsida; Rosales; Rosaceae. The record is from the annotation of a GenBank genome assembly.